Halteromyces radiatus is the source of this 1172-nucleotide messenger RNA. Its product is annotated as 3-hydroxyacyl-CoA dehydrogenase. Lineage: Eukaryota; Fungi; Mucoromycota; Mucoromycetes; Mucorales; Cunninghamellaceae. The coding region runs from base 223 to 1035 and encodes 270 amino acids. Gene Ontology annotation, molecular function: oxidoreductase activity, acting on the CH-OH group of donors, NAD or NADP as acceptor; NAD+ binding. Gene Ontology annotation, biological process: fatty acid metabolic process. The record is from RefSeq and is a predicted model, not a curated record. The transcript is spliced from 4 exons.
CGGCUCUCUUUCUCUUUCUCUUUCUUUUUCUCUUUAUUCCACUUUAAAUGUUUUCUCGUCAAUCAUAUAGUCUUCUUGCUCGCUCUCUUACCAAGACUCAAGUUCGUAGUUUGUCUUCAGUAAGUUUAUUAAAUAUAUGAUAUAAACCUUAUACUUAUUUUUAUUAUAUAGCCUGCGAAUAUUGACCAUAUUAAACGUGUUGGUGUAAUUGGUUCAGGUCAAAUGGGUCUUGGUAUUGCAUACGUUGCUGCUAAUGUGACUCAAUUACCUGUAGUAUUAAUGGAUAUUAGUAAAGAACAAACUGAUCGUGGUCUUGCUUUUAUGAACAAAUUAUUGGAAAAGGAUGUGGCUAAAAACAAGAUGACAUCUGAACAUGCCAAUGUUGUACGUGAAUUGGUCAGUACUACAAAUAAUCUUCAAUCUUUGGAUAAUAUGGAUAUUGUGAUUGAAGCAGCAUCUGAAAAUUUGAAUAUCAAGAGUGCUAUUUUCAAUGAUUUGGACAAAAUUUGCAAGUCAGAUUGUAUUCUUGCUUCAAAUACUAGUAGUAUCAGUAUUACCAAGAUUGGUGCUGCCACUAAGAAAGCAGAUAAGGUGAUUGGUAUGCACUUUAUGAAUCCUGUACCUGUGAUGAAAUUGGUUGAAAUCAUUCCUGGAUUAGCUACUGAUCCUUUGGUAGUAGAACAAACCAAGGCUUUAGCAACUGCUAUGGGAAAGACAACUACAGUAGUGAAGGAUAUUCCAGGAUUUGUGGCUAAUCGUUUAUUGAUGCCUUAUAUCAAUGAAGCUGUGAUGUUAUUAGAAAGUGAAUUUGCAAGUGCUGAAGAUAUUGAUACUACCAUGAAAUUAGGAACCAAUAUGCCUAUGGGACCUUUGACUUUGGCUGAUUUCAUUGGAUUGGAUACCUGUUUAUCAAUUAUGAAAGUACUUCAUGAAAAUACUGGUGAUUCAAAAUAUAGACCUUCUGUUUUACUUCAAAAAUAUGUGGAUGCUGGUUGGUUAGGCAAAAAGUCAGGUCGUGGUAUUUAUACUUAUUAGAUUUAUUAUUAUAUAAUAAAAAGAAAAUAUUAGUUAUUUAUUUAUUAUUAUUAUUAUAUAUGAGGAUGAUCCUUAAAAUGACAGAUGGGUUAAUAAAGAUGAUGUUGAUGAUAUGACACGUGAUGACACCAAUAAAA